GAGCCGUUUCCAUUAGCUUGGGCCGCCUUAGUUGAAUGUGUGUUUUGCCACACAUGACAAUCAAGAGUGCGUAAUAUAUCCAAAUGAGCUGCUCGAGAGAGAUUCCAUUGUGGACACGUAGUAUUUGCGUUCCCAAAUACGUCUAGAGGCAAUGUCAAAAUUAAAGUGGUCUUUGUGUGCGCAGGUAAUUGAGAUUUAAAGUAGCGCGUUUCGUGUUAUUUAAUUCUGUCCUACCCGGGUCGACCACUUGGUAAGCCACGUAUUUCGUCUCUCGGACAAUGAGCGGUGCUCAAUUAAACAAAUUAUGUGGAAAAGGCAUCAGAUGAAGUAUUAGAAGAUUAUUUCAAAGAUUCAAAAUGGCAGAGUCACAAACUGCACGACGCAACUCCGCCCACGAACUAGGACAAAGACGAACACAGAAGUUGGCCAACACAGAGGCAAGACUGGUGAGAUCUUACCUGCGAGAAAUUCAUUCUCGCUGGGAGAAACUUACCCAGGAGCAACAUAUCAUAAUGUCCGAGUGGGACCAAAAACAGCGUAAUUUGUGGAAGAAUAAACGAAGACUUGUUCUUCUUGCUGAGCGUAUUGCGAAUACUGAUCGCAGUAAAGAGGCCGAGAAACAUUUAAUGGUCGCUAACUUGGAAACCGCGAUAGAGAAAGUCGAAAAAGGUGCUCAUGGUACGCCAGAAGACAGCGAACAAAUCCCGCUGGAUAAUGUCGGAGCCAAAACUUCUGAAACAGUCCAAAGUUUUGAUAAAAGUCAAGUGGGAAAUGUGAGUCCCAGAAAUCCUGUAACAGAGACGAGACGAAAAUUUAAAUGUUCCAAGUCUGAAAAUUCUUCAUUUGACGUCGAUAAACCAUAUCCAAAAUCAAAAUUUUCUGGAAAAUUACCCGUUCAACAGCCUGACAUAGAUACCCAGGUGCUUACUGGCACAGAAAAAAACGAUAAAAUCAAAUACCCUGACAAAAAUAAAAAUACAUUAACUCAAAACAUUCAUUCGGAAGUACCAAGGAAUAGUCAAACGGACAAAAAGGCACAAAAAGCGGGAGUGCCUAGCGGUGCUGAAAUAGAAUUAAACCCCGAAAAUUCUAACAGUGGUAGUCGGAUCAAAGACAAUUUAUCUGGACAAAAUGUCCAUAAAUACGUCGGAUUAAACCCUCUUGGUUCAAAAACCAGUGACAUGUCAACGGGCCAAUCUUCCAACAUAAACACAUCAUGUGAAGGCACAUCGGAGUCCGAAUCCAACGCAACAGGUAGGCCUACCAGUGUGGGCGUUACCAGCGCAAGACAGGAAAACAUACCCGCUGCAGAUCCAAACGCUAAAUCUACAGAACCACUGAACAAUAAUGACAAAUCUCUCGAUGAGUUAUUACCGAAGUUAGCCGGCAUGGGAAUUUACAGCUACGGACAUGGUUAUGGCUUACACCCGGGUGCACAGGGGCAGAGAAAACUUGUGACAAAGUUGGAAAUGUUUGCGGAUUACGAUGGAACCGUUCUAGACUUUAAGAACAACCCUCGUGGCAGAAGACCACGAACACCCGUUCCCAGAUUCGAUCAGAUCGUUCCCGUAGGGCGAUUACGUAAAUUCCUCCAGAAGGAAGAGGAAAAACAUCAUGAACUGAUCAUUCGAAACAAACUUUCUCAUUUCAAGACUGUGUCAGACAAAAAAUUGCAAACUAUAGACGACAGACUACAAACAAGUUCUUUUAAAGCACCGCGUGCGAAGUCAGCGUUUGCCUUGUCUUCUUCAUCCGAUAUUGAGAGACGCAGUAUAGAAUAG
This is a messenger RNA of Lingula anatina, 1781 nucleotides long. RefSeq lists its product as uncharacterized. The record is from RefSeq and is a predicted model, not a curated record. Lineage: Eukaryota; Metazoa; Brachiopoda; Lingulata; Lingulida; Lingulidae.